UUAGAGUGUCCACGGCUCUCGGGUGGGCAUUCUGCUCAUGCAAACAAUGAUGCAUCUGCGAGGCUUGGCGCGGAACCGGUCCGAACUGAGCUGUUUCCUUCCCUGUGUGCCCGCUGUUUAAAAAGCAAACACAAACUUUUUGCGCAGCUCCUUGGAGAAGCUGCCGCCUCCCCAGCCCACCCAUGGCGGAUGAGAUUGAUUUCACUACCGGCGAUGCCGGGGCUUCCAGCACGUACCCUAUGCAGUGCUCGGCCCUGCGCAAGAACGGCUUCGUGGUGCUCAAGGGACGACCGUGCAAAAUAGUCGAGAUGUCGACUUCCAAAACUGGGAAGCACGGCCAUGCCAAGGUUCACCUUGUUGGAAUUGAUAUUUUCACGGGCAAAAAAUAUGAAGAUAUUUGCCCUUCUACUCACAAUAUGGAUGUUCCAAAUAUUAAGAGAAAUGACUAUCAACUGAUAUGCAUUCAGGAUGGUUACCUUUCCUUGCUGACAGAAACUGGUGAAGUUCGUGAGGAUCUAAAGCUGCCAGAAGGUGAACUAGGCAAAGAAAUAGAAGGAAAAUACAAUGCAGGUGAAGAUGUACAGGUGUCUGUCAUGUGUGCAAUGAGUGAAGAAUAUGCUGUAGCCAUAAAGCCCUGCAAAUAAAUGGGAGCAUCAGGCAUGACAAACUGUUUAGGUCUGGAUCAGCUACAGAUCUCAAGUUUGGUUCUAAGUUGUCACCAAAGCUAUGGCCUUCAGAAGCAACCUCA
Myotis davidii is the source of this 748-nucleotide messenger RNA. It is a transcript of the gene EIF5A2, whose product is annotated as eukaryotic translation initiation factor 5A2. Gene Ontology annotation, biological process: positive regulation of translational termination; positive regulation of translational elongation. Gene Ontology annotation, molecular function: RNA binding; ribosome binding; translation elongation factor activity. NCBI's taxonomy places the organism in Eukaryota, Metazoa, Chordata, Mammalia, Chiroptera, Vespertilionidae. The coding region runs from base 183 to 644 and encodes 153 amino acids. The transcript is spliced from 4 exons. The record is from RefSeq and is a predicted model, not a curated record.